Molecule: messenger RNA, 2219 nt
Organism: Puma concolor (puma)
Lineage: Eukaryota; Metazoa; Chordata; Mammalia; Carnivora; Felidae
Source: RefSeq, a predicted model, not a curated record
AUGCUUAUGGAGGACAGCAGAGCUGGUCACCUCUCAUUCUGUACCAAGGUGUGCUAUGGCAUUGGGGGGAUCCCCAACCAGGUGGCCUCCAGCGCCACUGCCUUUUACCUGCAACUCUUCCUGCUUGAUGUGGCACAGAUCCCUGCUGCCCAGGUGUCACUUGUCCUGUUUGGAGGAAAGGUGUCUGGGGCAGCUGCUGACCCUGUGGCUGGGUUCUUCAUCAACAGAAGUAGGAGGACAGGGUCUGGACGACUCAUGCCCUGGGUGCUGGGCUGUACUCCCUUCAUCACGACGGCCUACUUCCUCCUGUGGUUCCUGCCCCCCUUCACCAGCUUGCGGGGCCUCUGGUACACCACCUUCUACUCCCUGUUCCAGGCCCUGGCCACGUUCUUCCAGGUGCCCUACGCGGCGCUCACCAUGCUCCUGACCCCCUGCCCGAAGGAGCGGGACUCGGCCACCGCGUACCGGAUGACCAUGGAGAUGGCGGGGACGUUGAUAGGGGCCGCCGUCCACGGCCUCAUCGUGUCGGGCGCCCACGGGCUGCACAGGUGCGAGGACGCCGCGCUCCCCGGACCGGUCGCCGUCUCUCCCGACGCGACUCGUCUCUACUCCAUUGCCUCCGCUGUGGUUGCUGUGACCUACCCUGUGUGCAGUAGUUUGCUCUGCCUAGGGGUGAAGGAGCGACCAGGCUCCUCCGUCCCAGCCUCAGGCCCAGGCCCGAGCUUCCUGGCUGGGCUGGUGCUCACUGUCCGGCACCCACCUUACCUGAAGCUGGUCAUCUCCUUCCUGUUCAUCUCAGCAGCCAUUCAGGUGGAGCAGAGCUACCUGGUCCUGUUCUGUACACAUGCCUCCCGGCUACAUGACCAUGUCCAGGGCGUGGUGCUAACCAUCCUGGUCUCAGCUGUGCUGAGCACGCCGCUGUGGGAAUGGGUUCUACAGCGAUUUGGGAAGAAGACAUCAGCCUUUGGGAUCUGUGUGAUGGUGCCUUUUGCAAUCCUGUUGGCUGCUGUGCCCACAGCACCUGUGGCAUAUGUGGUGGCCUUUGUAUCUGGCAUGAGCAUUUCUGUGUCCUUGCUGCUACCCUGGUCCAUGCUUCCAGAUGUGGUGGAUGACUUCCAGCUGCAGCACCAGCACGGCCCAGGCCUGGAGACCAUCUUCUACUCAUCCUAUGUCUUCUUCUCCAAGCUUUCUGGUGCAGGCGCCCUGGGCAUCUCCACUCUCAGUCUGGAGUUUGCGGGGUAUGAGGCAGGAGCCUGCAAGCAGGCGGAGCAGGUGGUGGUGACCCUCAAGGUCCUCAUCGGCGCCGUGCCCACCUGCAUGAUCCUCACCGGUCUGUGCAUCCUCAUGGUCAGCCCCACUCCAAAGGUGCCCAGCCAGAACUCCUCCCACCGGCUGAGCCUUCAGAGGCGGACCAGCUACACCCUUGCUUGAAGUCUGAGCUUGCAUGGGCUGGAACAGCAGGAGCCAGCAUCUUCUGGGCUCGACGUUCCUCUUUCUUCUCGGCCCCUUAGCAUACUUACUUCGAAGGUUACAUGCGACCCAUCUUUUCCCCUGGGAUAUGGAGUCUUCAGUGACAUCUCCUGAAGGGACCAGCCUGGUCUCCAGUUCCCUCAGCCGUCAUUUCUUGCCUGUUGACCACAGACCAGGUCAGAUAGGCCUGUGCCCCUGACCACCCAGCUCCAGGUAACCUUGACCUGGGAAGCAUCCCAAUAGCAGCUAUUCCUGGAAAAAGGAAGCCCACAACCUGCUCACCCAACAGGACAGACACACAGACCUCUUGUUCCUCCUAAUACUCCAGUAGACAUCGGAGAGAGAGGCUGACAGACAUCGCACGAAUGGGCAGAGUGGGGACAGAUGGACAUGCUGGUGAUGUCACGAAAAGAGACACAGACAGAUGCACUGAGGCCAACAGACCCCAGAGGGAGCACAUGGGGACAGCAGUGGGGUGAGGAGACCGAGCAGGCCGCCAGAGGCGUUUCUCAAGCCUUUCUCUUUUGUUCAGAUAACACUGUUUCUGGAAAUGGACACAGGCCGAUAUGGAGCCAUCAAAGAUCAAUCAUUUUUAUGAACAAAAGUUCUUUUUGUGGAAAUAUUUUUUUGAAAUGGUAUCUUAUAAAAAGCACAGGGACCACAGUUUUCUAAAGGCCAUAUCUUUGAGGAAGAAAGAUCCACUGAGGUUUAUUUUUUCAAAAAAAAAAAUUAAAAGGUUUAUCUUCUAU